AUGAAAAUCAAAAACUUGUUGUACAGGGCGUUCUAUGAAAAGAUAAACAAAACAUGGCUGGACCACCUUUUCUCCCUGUUGUUUGAGAAAGCUCUAAGAAAGCCUCCCGGUGCAGCAGAUAAAGAUGGCCAAAAUGUUACUUUACCAGAUAUUUUUCCUGGUGUCCAGUGGCUGAAUCUACCUUUAACUACGGAGGUAAGCUUGUGGCUGAGCACCCACUGAGUUACUAAAUGAAAGCAUAUUGUUCAAUUAUUUGGGUCAGCCUGUCCUCAUGAGUUAUAAUAACAUUUCUUGUUUCUUAUGAAAAUUAUCUACUUUAAAAAGGAAAGAGCACACUGUUAAUGUUAACAGUGGAAGAGAACGGUUCUUGAAUUCAUAUUGAGUGUUUAAUUGUUAUCUUUUUUUUUUUACUGAUAUACAUGUAGAGUAUGUAUCAUGCUGACAGCGCUGUGCUCUAGCAUCACUCAAGGCCCCUGGCACCUUAUUUUUUAUCUUGGGCAACUAGGAAUUCUUAGUUUUUGUAUAGAAAUCAUAUGCUGGACACCCUAGAUUUCUCCCUAGAAUGUUUCUCAGCACACUGCAUUCUUUAACAAUGCUGUCAGUUCAUAGCAGUCCUUUUAAUAUAUUUUGUUUGUAUGCUGUAUUUAGGUGGAUGUUCAUUGCUGCCUCAGUGAAUUGGAAGCAGCUGAUUAUGGAGAAUUUGUAAGUCGGUUUUAUCCCAAUAAGUGAUUCCUUCAAGUGUUCCAUCCUUUAAAAAACCUAAACAAUUCUAAGGUGUAAACCUCAACCCAAGUGAUUGCACUUGAUCCAAUGAGAACAACAAGAACGAGUUAAAGCCAACUUACAUUUUGAGGGGUUCUGUAGUUUGUCUUUACAGCUACAUUUUUUUCUUUCAUUUCCCUUCAGGCAGAUGACUAUUUUCAAAUUAGAAGAUUAUAUACAAUUUUAGGAUCUAGCAUAUUUUAUAAGGUAUGGAUUAAUAAUUUUUGUCAGGCAUUCUGUGAAUCUGUUUCUAUUGCCCAUAUAAAACUCUUAUGCAUUUUGAAUUUGUAGUAGAAUGUAGCAACACUAAGUGGGGCGCUUGAGUUUGUGAAUGUCGGCAGCAAAAAUUUGUCCUCUUGAUACAAGAGCUGGUUUCCAUGAUUAAAAUCAACUAAAAGCAUUAUAAUUUGUUUGAGUAUAUUUUUUAUAAAUUUCCCAUUACCACUUUGCAGGGAUAUUUAGUUGCUAAUCAUUUACCAAGAGAAGAUUUAGAAGAUGUUGUAUUAUAUUGUAAAUAUCACUGUUUACUGGCCAUGAGUGCAGAGCAGCGUGUUGGACAGCUUGUUAUCUGGAGGGAGGUAGGUUGUUUCAUUUUCAUUUUUAUUUUUAUUGAUUUAUUUAUUGAUUGAUUUGUCUUUUUCUUUUCUUUUUUUUUUUCAUCUGUGCUCAAUUAAGCUAAAUUACCGGCUUUUUAAAUAUAUAUUAUUGAUUCAAGGUGUAGUCUAACCGUAUUACUUGGCUCCAUUCACAGUCACCCCAUGGUAUGGUCUUGUCAGAUUUCGUUAGUCACUGUAAACAGAACCUUUUUAAAAGUGGCCACUCGUCCCUUACCUAAGGGUGGUUGCUUGGUAGGGUCCAACUGUGUAUGCUUAGUUUUCACCCUACACAUUUUCAUGUAGGUACAAAAGCAAGAAGAUCAAAACCUCGUUCCAAGGUUCUCUGUCCUACCGGACCGGUAGGAGAGAACCCUGAGAACAAACUUGAGAAGAUCACUCUGUUUUCUCACUAGGGCUCAAACCUAAGUCCUGUCUGGUUGUCUGGGACAGGUAGCUUUUCUUACUGGGCAACAAAACUUUUAAUUUGCUCACUUGCCUGACGGGCAUGGAUCCAGGCAAGUCAUUCCCUAACAAAAUCAUAAGCUAAGACAAGCAAGCAGCUGCCCUUGGCAAACAAACGUGAGUGCUUGCCCUAAGGACGCAGUGCUAGAAUUCAAGUUUUGUGGUUGUUGUUUUUCGAGCACUGUUCACAUUACUUGAAAAUAAAUUGUCUCCAGGUUUUUCCAACAAGAAGAAGUUCUAAGAGCAGAAGAGAAGAGGACAAAGAGUAUCGUGAACCUUCAGCAAGAUAUUUCUUGCUCAUAGUAGGAAUGGUAAGACAUGCCUAUAGUGAUUUAUGUAGUAUUGGUUUAAGAAAAGAGGGAAAAGGGAGGGUGGUGGUAUACAGGGGGAGUUUUCAGGCUAAGAGAUAACAUGUGGGAACAUUUGCAAGAGUACUGACAAUUUACAGGUGGUGUCUUCGUUAAAUACCAGCUAAGGGUGCUGUUAUAAGAAUUUGGCUACUAUUGUUGUGUGGAUUUCUUGUUUUUCACUUUAGUGAUUGUGAGAAUUGUGUUAAACUGACGCCUGCUUCAGCAAUCUGAUGCCUACUGAUUCUGAGAUUUACUGAAGCAUCUCUCAACCCCACUCCCAUGCAAACAGACCUGCCUAAGUGUACAAAAAUAAAUGUAUAUAGAAGUAUUGCUUUGUAGCCCUGACCUAAAGUAAAGGGACUUUUUAUCUAUUAUAUUAUUUCUAUUCUUAUCGCAGUAACAAAGUUAAAUAUAGAGAAAACCACAUUAAUUUUGUUAGAUUAGUAUUAUUCAUGAAUAAACUACUACAUUUUUUUGUUUAGAAACAUUGGCUUAUGUGUGUCCUUUUAGAGGCGGGAGGUAUCUCAAAACGGUAAGCAUACUGAGGAAGUUACAUGUAUUGAAUGGCAAGUAACUUUACUACAUGUAUCAUAAAUUUGUCUUUAGUGUUUUCCAGACAAAUAUUUUAUGCAUUUUGAGAGACCCCUGUCCAGAGGCACUUGGUCAUUAGACCGUUACAUGUAUACUUUUUAUUCAACUUUUACACAUUUUACCAUUACACCAGUUUCGUAUAUAUUUAUAGCGCCACGUGGAAUAUUUCCUCAUCCCUGUUGAUGCCGCUGAUCGGCAAAAGCUUGGAUUUUUAUUUUUUAAAACGGACAGUAGUUUAAGGCCUCAUAUGAACAUUUCAGUUUUUUUAUUUUGUCUUUAGUGUUACGCUCGAAGCCUUACACUUGACGUCGUGUACUUUCACACUGAGCUAUAACUCUGUCACAUUGUAAAUAAAUUAUGGUGAAAUUUACAUACAUUUCAUUCCUUUUGUUGUUUUUAUAUUAUGUUAUAUUUAUAUUUAUUUAUUAUGAAGGGCUGAGGGCCACCCUCCACCGAAUACUUACUAUGUGGAUCAAGUCAAAAAUACCUGGCAUCAAAUUGAAUCCAUGGACAUUCCUUCUGUUUGUGAAGCAAGGUACAGUGCAUAAUUAGUAAACGUAGAUACAGUUUUUAUGUUUUAUGUAAAGAAUUUACAGUGAUAAAAACGUUAGGUUUAAUUGUCAGAGCAGAUAUUUUCAGUUAAGUUGUAAAGUGGAAAAACUUUCGUGAAGCCUCCAAUUGUAAUAUCUUUCAGCCAACUCAUGGUCGUGCUCGCUGUUUAAGUUAGUGACAGACUUAAGCUAAUUAUAAUUAACUAAAAAUUCAAUGUGGAAAACCGAACAUUUCAAAACGAUUUUCACAGCGAUGUGCCUUCAAGCACACAGCGUUCAAAUCGUGAUCAGACUAGUUGAAUAUUAGUGUGCUCCUUUGCACCUUUUCCUGUUUUUGUAUUCAUGUAUAUUUUAUCUGUAGUAUACAUGUAGUAUAAAAAUUUACAAGGCUCAUUCAUGCCCCUUACUACACACCAGUCAUGCAAUGCCUUUGAGUGGUAUACCGUGAAAUAUCGUGCGUUCUGGUAGCCCAAGAAAACUGCAUGUAAGGAGUUAAAUACAACGCACGAAAUCAUAAUUCAACUCGGAUAUACAGCCCUUUGCCCGUUUCUUCAUUCGUGGCAUGGAGUGCUAACCUUAGGAUUUGACGGAACAUGUACUAGGAUUACUUGCUAUAUCUUCGCAAGUUAUUCCUUACCUAUUACUUUGUUGUACAUAUACUACUAUUUUUCUUCAGUUUACGGAGCCCUCGCAAUCCUCCACUGGCCUCAGCUGACGCCCUGCUUAUGAGUCCCCCAACGACAAUGCUACAGAAGUCGUCUUCAAGCUUUGGUGGCUCCGACACUCUCACCUCACAGAAAAAGCACGGCAGUUUAGAUAACUUGAGACUACAAGGUACUUGUACUCUUAUUUAGUGACGUUCGCUAAACAGUUAGAAGUUUGUUAGUGAACUAAUCCGCUAAGGCAUUAGAGAGUCAUCAAUCACUCAAUAAGUUUGUUUGAAUUUUUCGCAAGGCAGCAGUCAGUUGUUCAGUUUGUUUUCCAGUCCAGUCAAUGUUAGCCAGUCCCUUAGCCAGGUAGCCAUUAAGCCAGUUAUUGAGUCGGUAAGUUAGCCGAUCACUCUGCAAAACGAUCACUCAGUCAGUCAGUCACAGAAGUAUAACACUCACAUCAGUGGGUCGGUCAAGUUAAAAAGGUUAAUUGUCCACCUUAUUUAAAGAGAUUUGAAAGCUUCAAUUGAUAGCUCUUUGCCAGUCAAUCGAUCAUUCUGUUUGCAACCACCCGUUCAGUCAAGGACUGAGCCAAACAGUCAGUCAUUCAAUCAAUUAAUCAGUUAGUCAGAUAAUUGAAAGUCCAACCAGAGACUGAUUUGUGGUUAUUUAAAACAGUGUUACACCAGAUCAAAUAAGCUCCUUGUCUUCUCACAUUACCGCUUUUCAGAUGAAGUAGAUUCUAAUGAUAGUGGGAGUAUACCCUCGGUUAUUCGCCGCACAGGGUCCGAUAGUUCUGGAAGUCUGGGCAGCUUUGGAGCCAAAGGCAAACUGAGAUCGUUGCGGUCCCAGUUCUCUCUCAACUCUGCAGGAACGUUCAGAAAGAGUUUGCCUGAAAAUAUGCCGGACUUGUCUCAGGUGGUCACAGGAAAGUAAGUAUAACCGUCAAAGUGAGCAUGUUAAGGACCUUAAGGCAGAUGAAAACGUCGCUGAAAAAUUGAUUUCAAACUUUUUCGCUAUUAUUCCAUGUCAUCCAGUUACUUAAAAGUACAGUGGAACCCCGCCUUACGACCACCCCGUUUAUAAGACCACCUCGUUAUUACGGCCAUUUUCUUUCAAACCAAACGUAAAACCAUUGAGUCAUUUUAUUAUUUUGAGGACCCCGUUAAUGCGACCACCUCGUUAUUACGACCAGGAUUUUAUGGCCCAACGGUGGUCGCAUUAACGGGGUUCCACUGUAGAGAAAUUAUAAAGUUGGAACUGAGGAGAGCCGAGAGGGGACCGCGUCCGAGUACAGAGACAGUAACAUUUAUCGCCUUUGUCGUUACUUUUUUCAAGUCAAUGAAGUUAGUUUUCGUUAGCUGGGCGAAGUUAGUUUUUAUGAUGCACGUGCAGAGUUUUUGUUUUGCUUACUGAGACCCCUUUUUACACGGGUCUCGACAAAUUUUUAAACGGACAAAAACUUAUACUGAUCUGCCUAACGUUUACACGGGACCUGCGAGACCUUGCCAUGAGUUUUGAACGGCAAACAGUACUGCUAUCUGCAGCAGAAUUUGCACGGUUCCGUGUAAACGGUUUGCAUGGGAAAAAAAUUGUCCAUUGAAACAUUUUACCGGAGCCGUGUAAACGGGAUCUAAACCAAUUGUAUUUAAGACGUUCCCGCUGCCGUCGCCAUCGUAGGCGACGGCGACGGCAACUAGAACGUCAAAAAAGCAAUAGGUUAAAUAACCAAAACAACAAUUUUUGAGCGUGCAUCACGCUUUUUUGUACAUUUCCUUGCCGUCUCUGCACGACUACGACGUGAAAAUGCCUCUUUUCACGUUUUACAGAGGAACUACGCAAGCGCCGACGAAGUUUCCCCCCUCUUUCUGAACUUGGAUAUGGUUCUUAGGAUUUCAACUUUUGGAGGGUUCACCUACAUUUGACAAAGUUAGUGACUUGGAGUAAUCGUGAUGAAGAUUGAAAGAACGCGAAUUCACUUUUUCAGCGACGUUUUCGCUGCCGUCGCUGUCCUCAGAUCUUAAUUAUAAGGUCCCUACUGAGAUCCCCAAUAAAUGGUUCCCAAUAAAUAGUUUUUCUUCAAUUGAUAGCUUGGCUGAUUUCUGUUCUGACAUUUCACCCGCAAUAGUACUUUAAACAGCAAAAGAGUGUUCAUCUACACCCGUGCUCAGUUUGUGUGAGUUUAGGUUGUGGUUUUGUUGUGGUCCACGUUUAUCCGUGACUUUUUGGUGUAUUUUUUUUGAUUCAAUAAUUAUUAUAUUUUCGACUAAGUGAAAAAACGUAAACUACAACACAAACACGACCAUAGUUGACUGUGUUUUCUGUCAUGCUAGGUUGACUGGUGGUAUAGAUAACACCUUGUUUCAUUAUGUGAGCUGGGAUUCAUUUCAUGGCAUUGUAGUCUGUCCGAAUGAUGGCGAUGCGCCCACUACGGGAGGACUCGUACAUGCAGAGGUGGUGAACACGUUUCAGACAACCUGUCUCUCCAUGCGUAGGUUAUUUUCUCCUUAUUACAAGCAGGUACGUCGAAAAACCAUUUUACAAUAACUGAGCGAUUUCUCGUGCGCUGAUUUGUAGAGAGUUGGAAAUGACCUCAUGGUGACGCAAUUUGUUGUUUUUUUCUUUCUUAAAGUGCCAGUGUAUCUUAUACGAGGUGUUAAUAGAGGAGACUGCUACCGCUCGUACUGUUGAUUUUGAUUGUAAUAACAGUAAUGCGUAUUUUGCACAAAUAUGCGAAAAGUGGAGCCAAAUUCAAGCAAUUAUUGUAAUAUCAUUUUCCCUUCAACAGCGCUUAAAGCAGAAAAAUCCCCACGCACGUUUUGCAUGUACCGGAGUGGAGGGUGUGGUCGAACAUGGAGUGAUGUUCCAUCGAAUUCCAGACAACGCAACUGAACAGAAGAAGUCUCCAUUAAUCUUCAAGUACUGGGUUAUCGGGUACGUUUAGAAAGAAUUCGAACUUGAUAUGAGGAAAUAGGCAAGGUCUAUUGUCAUGCUACAGGAGGGAGCAGUAAGAGGUCGCCUUUUAGGAUUCUUUCUUCGUAUUUCUUUUUAUUGCUAUUUCUUUUUUCUCUUCUUCUUCUUCUUGUCGUCAUUGUAUAUAUUUGAGGUGUGAAAGAGCCGUCUGUUGCGGCAAGCUGACCAAUAGGCCAUUUCCGGGUUCCGCAAGCCUCUGUUUUUAAGCGAGGCCAAGUGCGAAGCCAUUGAUAUGAAAAUGAGUUUUUAUUCUCAUCCAUAAAAACUCAUUUUCCUUAGAAGGGUUUUGCACUUAGCCUCUUUUUGCAAGGUAGAGGUUUUGGAACUCGGAAAUAACCUAUUGAAGUGUUAUUUAAAAUGAUUUCUCGGAGGGGAAGGAAACUGCGUUUGAAAGCAUAUACCAGCACGUUUACCGGUAAGUCAAAUGUGAGUGAUAUUAAAAGCUAAUUCAUAAUACUUUCUUCUGUUGAACCUAGACGGCUUCUACCAGGAGAUCAUCCGCGUGAACUGUACGUGUGUCACCACCAGUCAGUGCCUCAAUCUGUGGUAGAGUUGGCCUUCAAACUGGGUUUUGGAGUUUGA
Porites lobata is the source of this 7517-nucleotide messenger RNA. The record is from the annotation of a GenBank genome assembly. NCBI's taxonomy places the organism in Eukaryota, Metazoa, Cnidaria, Anthozoa, Scleractinia, Poritidae.